Messenger RNA from Trichobilharzia szidati, 3204 nucleotides. NCBI's taxonomy places the organism in Eukaryota, Metazoa, Platyhelminthes, Trematoda, Strigeidida, Schistosomatidae. The record is from the annotation of a GenBank genome assembly.
AUGAGACGUCGAUCAUCUUGUGGUUCAUCAACUCGAAAUGCUGUUCAAGUUAGAAGAAGCAGAAGAUCUAAUUUGGCUAGGGUGGAGUAUUUUCCUCGUUCAUUGAGGCUACGACGACAAACUAGUACGGCGACUACUACUACCGCUACUGGUACCACCAGAAAUUCCACGACGCCGAAUAACACUAUUUUGAAUGAAUGUCGUGACCGCCUGCGUAAAGUGAUUCGACAGGUGUACACUUAUGUAUGUUUUAGUAAUCGAGUAGACAAAUGGAAACAUGUACAUUAUUGUUUAACAAAUAAUGCCCGCCUGUUAUCCAGACAGUUGUCUACGCCUACUGUGCGCUCGAUGCCUGCCACCGAUGAUGGUCAUAACGAUAUAUCCUGUGGGUUAGAAUCUUCUCCGAUGGUUGCUAACAAUAUUGGUAAUCCAGUCUCUCUGGCCGAUCCGAUCCAAAUUCCAUACGUCUUUGAUCAUCGUAGUUCAUAUGGUAUAGAAAUCAACGGUGAAAUUCAUCAUACGAGUGUUGUAAUGAUCCCUCAUGUAGAUCCACUACCGAGCUUUACUAUGUGGUCAAAAGUACAGCAAAAUUUCUCUGUAGAAGAUGAAACAGAGUUGACUAACUUGCCGUAUAUUGGAGAGGUGCAGGCUCGAGAGGAUAUGGAUUUUUUUGAAGAGCUGUUGACCAAUUAUGGUGGUCGUUUGCAUGGGAGCUUCCCAUUUGAAUUUGAUGAGUCUCUGCUUGUGCAGCUGGUUGACUUAACUAAUACCGUUUGGUCAGAAAUUAUUUCGUAUUGUGGUUUAUCCAUCGAUGGAGAAUCACCUGUGUCGGCGAAAGCUAUUGAACAUGCAAAUGAUGGGGAAGGCGAAACACAAGAGAAUAAUGACAAUAAUGUUGUCUAUGCUGGGUCAAGUCGGUCUCUGCGUGAAUCUAAUGAUAAACGCCUAGUAAUGAAGGGAUUGAAACCAGAUAAAAAGAAGGAAAGAGAAUAUGCAAAGCAAGAGGAUGUAUUGAUUCCUAAAGGGGGUCGUUUAACUCGUCGAUCUGCACAAAUUGAAAUUAAGGAUAGUAUUGUUGUUCAUGCUAGUGAUAGCGAUAAUGAGGUGACUGUGAGUGGUGAAGAGGAGAAUAAAAGUGAAGGGAAUAUGAUAACAGUGAAAGAAGUGUUCCAAAUUGGUGAAUCGACUGCAGCAGACUUGAGUCUCAAUCCACCCGAAGCGAAGCGUUUUAAAGAUUGUGGAAUCCCUUAUGAAGUGUUUAUUGCGAUAGCUGGAACAUUCGGUUCUACAGAUAAUGCAAAUAAACUUCAACAGAGGUAUGUAGAAAUGAAGGGACGUGCAAAUAAUUCUCAGUUAAAUGAAGAAACAUCAACAUUAUUUCCAAAUUUAGAUAACCCCUUUGAGGUGCACAGGGCUGUCACCAGUGGUCGACGCAAAGUCCUAUCACGAGCUGAUGCUUUACAUUCAUAUAGGACAUUAUUUUGUCGUCGGUGUUUUAAGUACGACUGUUCUUUGCAUCCGUAUAAGUCCACUCCGUCGAUGUGGAGUCAUCGUUGGCCAAUCGAUACCACGAAAGAUGCCGAAACAAACUCCCCGUAUUGUGGUUCAUGGUGUGUCCGUAAGUCGGUGAACCAUACCGCUGGACAGGACUCAAUGAAUAAUCAUAAUAGUAAUAGUAAUAAUAGCAAUGAUGAUAAUAAAGGCGAAGCAAUACGAGGAACUAGCAACGUGGAAUGGAAUCCUGAAGAAAAAUGUCUAUAUGAAGUAUUAGCUCCAUUGUUUAUCCCCUACGGGCAUCCAUCUUUUAAUUUGUACAACUGGUGUUGUAAAAUGUCGAAAUUACUUGGGACGAAGAAGUGUUCUGAUGUGUUGGCAUAUACAAGUACACAGAAUCUAUCGACACUUCUACUCCCAGAUGCUGGUCAGUUGAGUUCAUUACGUAUACCGGGUACUGGUGAAGUAUGGGGUCGACGGUCAGGUAGUAUAGCGUCGUUAAAUGAUAAUGACUGCACCGGAUCAGGAUCAUGUAGUGGAAGUGUUCAUGAUGAUGGAGGAUUUGGUGAUGAGGUGUUUGUGGCGAAUGAAUCAAGUAGUUCUAAUGUUUUAACAACAAAUCUUCGUAAACGAUCGAAAAAGCGUGUUAAAAAGAGCAUGAAAUUGGAAUUGCCAACUCCUUGUGAAGACGAUGAUGAAGACUCGCAAACGAAUGGUUCUGUUCAAAACGGUUUGAGGAACACUACCACUAGUAAUAAGGAUGGCAAUGCCACCCUACCGAGUGGUUGUCUCGCGCAUCAAUAUUAUCCGUGUGAUCAUCCUGGAGAACGGUGUAAUGAUUUGUGUUCAUGUAAGAAGGCUGGAACAUUUUGUGAGAAAUUUUGUCAAUGUCCACCUGAUUGUACGAAUAGGUUUCCUGGAUGUCGUUGUCGUGCUCAUUGUAACACGAAAGCAUGCCCGUGUUUUCUGGCAGCAAGGGAAUGUGAUCCCGACCUGUGUCUGUCAUGUGGGGCACAGGCAUCGUUUGGAUCAUUCACUUCAAUGGAGGAUUUGUUCAACGCUGUUGUAAGAGUUGGUUUUCCAGAUUUUAAAGGACCAUGUCGAAACGUUGCGAUACAGAGAGGCCUACGGAAGCAUCUAUUGAUGGCACCAUCUGAUGUUUCCGGUUGGGGCAUAUUUAUCAAAGAUGGUGCAGAUAAGAACGAAUUUAUCUCUGAAUAUUGUGGUGAGAUCAUUAGUCAAGACGAAGCUGAUCGACGUGGAAAGAUUUAUGAUAAAACCAUGAGCAGUUUCUUGUUCAAUCUUAAUCGUGAUUUUGUCGUCGAUGCAACGCGAAAGGGUAACAAGAUCCGAUUCGCCAAUCAUUCAGUUAAUCCGAAUUGUUAUGGAAAGGUGGUCAUGGUGAACGGUGAUCAUCGAAUCGGUAUAUUCGCAAAACGUGCUAUUCUCCCUGGAGAAGAACUAUUCUUCGACUAUCGUUAUGGUCCCAUGGAACAGUUGAAAUAUGUUGGGAUUGAAAGAGUCAUUCAGUGGAGAAAUCAAACUGAUAUAAUCGAAUGUGGGUUGAUUCCAUGUUUAGUUUUUCGUGUGUACUUAUUAACUGUGUGUGGUAUUAUGCGCUGCGUGAGCUGCUGUUACUGUUCAAUAGAUUCGGUCGUUGUUUCAACAUGUUUAGAACUUUUUCUGCUUUAUUUGUUUAUCUAUAAAUAA